ACUUCAUCGGUAGUUAUUCAUCCAUGUUUAAGUCCAGUUGUCUUUUCCUGCCUAGUUUUGUGGGUCAAAAACGUAAAUAAGCUUUUUCUGAAAAUAGCACAUCACGGCAAGCUGCACUAGUACGACAUAUGUUACACCGUGGGAGUAAAAAGUGCAUAUCACUGUCAUUUAAACACCAACUCCCACUGUUCAUUGCGCGCGUGUUCAUGUCCUCCUCAGCGGCCAUGGCAACCAGAGGCUCCCUGGGAACCUGAGUUUCCUCUCCCGUCUCCCAUUUUUCCACAGGUUUCGCGAGAUUUUCAUAAGCGGGCGGUGUGUGGCAACAUUUCUCUGCCAGACGAACUGAACAAUACUGAAAUGAAAACGGCGUAAAGGUAACAUGAAUAUGUUGAAAAGUCAGAAUAUAAGGCUGUUACACCCAGUCGUUUCUUGUGUCUGUUGCCUGCCUUGGGGAGCACCGGAGAGCGGGUGUAGCUAAACGCCUCCGGUUCACUGACAGUAACGUUAACAUCUGCAUUGAGGUAGAGCGAGGGGAGACGAGCAUUACUGAUAACCUACAACGUGAGGUGGAGGUGUGCUGGAUUGAGUCCAGGACAGGUGACAUACGGCAUGACAUCUUGCGAAUUUUAUCGGCCUACCCUAAUCCUGUUGUGUAUGCAUGCUGCGAAUGAAUAAUGUGUUUUAAAUAUGACGCUUCAUACUGCAUUUACACAGAAAUUUCUUACGUUUUCUCUCAUGUAGUUUUGACGUGGUCGUGAAUUGGUUAAACUGAAGCCAAAUGUGUGCAUUAUUUACAAGAUAAGACAAGUAGACAGUCUCGUUUGAGUGACCUCCAUAGCUGUGUAGUCAGAGGAAAUACCCAGGAAGUUAUUUCAUCAUACUAACCUAUUGGCUGUUGAAGUUGUCAGUCUUCGCUGAGCAAGUUGCAGCCUGUCACGGGUCUGCAAGAACAGGCCAGCCCCCUCAGCUGUAGUAGAGGCCUUCCUUAUGCAGGACUGUGCAUUACAUGUGAAGUUUGGCAGCUGUCAUAUUGGCUCACAUUAUAACUGAACAUGUCCCUUUUCUUUUUCUGAAUCAGUAGCCUUUGAAUUUCAGGAGGCAUGUCCAAGAAAAGGGGCAGGUACGUAGAAACAAAGCUAACUAUGCCAUGCCACCCCAUGUUUAAUGUAGUUUAAAAGUUUAAUGUAAUAGCAGUGUUGCAUCAAAUUGCUUUGCUAUGCAUUACAUUACAAUGUUGUUUUGGUUAAAAAUAAACUAAAAAAAAAAAACUGAUACAAAAGUGGCCAAAGCAGAUGUCAGGGUCUGGGUUUAACUCAUAGACUGUAUAUACUAUGGACAACUUGGUUCGGCCUCCCGCUAGUUUAUGGAUUUGAAGCCAAAAAGCUCUCGGUAUUUCCGCAAUUUUACUUCAUUUCCUGAAACCAGCAUUGUGCAGUAGCGUUGUACGCAUUCGGCGGGGGAGCCGCCGAGAGUCGCUGUGAUGAUGCUUGGCUCAUCAGCGUAUCCCCUGGGUGAGCUUCACAAUCCCUGAACGCCAGUAGGCUGUAUCAGGUGUCAAUCAUAGAAAACAGGAACCCCCUACUAACUCAGUAUUUGCCAUCAUGACAGAAAGCCAUCUCAACACUAGUGUCUAAUCAGAACUGAAAACAAUCAGCGACCGCGGUACAGUUUCAGCUCCCGACCCAAGCAGUGAAACUCACCAACUUCUCUUCUUUUUUGUAAUAUUGGAUGCACCCAUGUGCUAUGUUUCUUUUUCUCUUGAGAAAGCAAAAGGAGCACCAAUUCGCCAUCACUUGAAGCUGAGGUAGACUCCAUUUUUGUCCUCUCACUUCCACCUGGGACGCUGUGGGUUGUUAAGGGAAGGUCCCGUCCUCCUGAUUGGCUAUAAGUGCUGACCGUUUGGCUUGGGCGUGUGAUGACGUUUCCAGCUUUUCUAGCCAAUCAGAGGCGAAGGAGGCGGGACUGUCCCCCGGAAAAUUCUUCCCCAGGAUGCGUCUUUUUCCACCCGUAAAGUCGCAAAAUCGCAUCGGUCUUGAUGUGUAUAGUCAGGCGUGUCAAAAUUCGCCUCUGAAUAUUCCGUGAUUUUGCGUUCUAUAUUUGUGUCGGCCCCGGUGUGUAACGAGCUUUACAAUAUCUACAUGUCAACACCGCAAGCAGGGGGGCUAAAUUUUAAUAAUCUGUGUAAUAAAUUUAUAAAGUUUGUCCACAGCUCCAAAAGCUUUGCUGGCGGAGACGGGAUUUAUGACCUAUACUGCAGCCUGUCAACAGAGGGUGCUGUUCUUGGGGUGGCUUCACCCAGUGAGGAGGCGGACGCUGUCCAUUCUAUAUACAGUCUAUGGUUUUAACUAUUGACAGAACUAUACCUGGAAAACAAGCUAUUAUUAAACUGAAGUUACACAGCUGCAUAAAGAUAGUUAAAGAAGUUGAGAAAUAUUCAUUAGAUGUCUCUAAAAUGUACAAAUGUGAUCAAACCCUGAAAAGUUUUAAAGAUUUUGUGUUUGUGUAGGUGCUUUCCAAUGUACGCCUUAUUAUAAACCUUCACUUCUGACACUAAUACCUAAUUAUUCAUUCGCCUUUGCAGAAAGCGGAGUAGUGGGGAGCUGAGUGACACAUUGACACCGGAUCCUAACUGCAUUUUGGGAGUUCGCAUACAGCACAACUGGCGUGAAAAGGGAAAUCAGAGCAAAUGGAAGGGAACAGUCUUGGACAGGCUUAGUGUGAAUCCGUCUUUAUUUAUGGUGAAGUACGACGGCUUUGACUGCGUCUACGGCAUCGAGUUGUUUAAGGAUGACAGGGUGUCGAACCUACAAGUUCUGACAGAAAAAGUUGGUGAGUUAGUUACUGUGGUUUCUAAUCAGCAUUCAAAUCAUAGAGGUUCUUUGCACAUUUUGCAAUGUUGCUAUUAUAGAUGACCACAUUGAUCACUCUUACCUGUGUCUCAACAGUAAAUAACAAGAUUAAGAUUCCUCCUGGGGCAGAGGAGCUGGUGGGAAAAGCUGUGGAGCAUUUGUUUGAAAAGGAGGAUGGAGAGAAGAAUGAAUGGAGAGGUAUGGUCCUCUCGAGGGCUCCAGUAAUGACCAACUGGUAUUACAUCACUUAUGAAAAGGACCCCGUUCUUUAUAUGUAUCAGCUGUGGGACGACUACGCUGAUGGAGACCUCAGAAUUCUGCCUGAAGCAGGUAAUGACAAUUUCAACGUUGAAAAAGAAUAGGCCAAUUCAUCACAAAAUCUUCGGAUAUCUUAUCCUUUGAGUUUAUGGAUAAAAGCCAUAAAGAGCACUCUGUCUAUGCCUUGAAUUGGUUUUCCACUUUGGAAAGAUCAUAAUUUGGAAAUUAUGUUCAUCAUGGAUACCAUGUGAGUUCAUCAUGAGUCACUGUGGAUCUUUGAGUCUGUAUUCCCACAAUGAUCAUCAGAAAACAGGCAAAAUUGCAUAAUUGAAAGAAAGAACUUGUUGAACCCCAGUUUGAGGACACUUUGACCCAAAGUCAGAAUUUACUACAACUUUGAUGUUUUGUGUUCAAUAAUUGCUAUUUUACAUUUUACAUAUAAGACAUUAAUACUAGACAUCAAAGUAUAUGAUUUAUCUUAUGAACCGCCCAGAUUUAGAAACAUGAGUUUUGUCAAAAUUGUCCAAACUAUUACUUUAAAAAAAAUUAGACUCAAGUAUAUUAAAAGGUUUGUGACCCUAAUUUUUGUUAGAUUACAAAGUGGCUUCAAUGGACCUUUGAAAAAUGUGAUUGUCAGUCUUUGAUGGGAUCAGUAGAUAAUCCAUAAUCCAAUCCAGAAGUGCUGUACCAAGCUUGACCUGUUUCUAUUUUAAAGUUUAAAUAAUGCCUCCAUUUAACCGUUACUCAAUGCAUUCUGAAGUGAUUUAUUAUGUGAAACUUUCUGUAAUCUGUUUAUAAAAGUUAGGCUGUAUUUGUAUUUUAAAAAGCACGAGGGACCAUUGAAAAUCAAGAGCGGUGCUUUUGGCAUGCAUUUAAUCUCGCUCAUGUGGGAGAUGAUCUCAAAGUGGUACUGUAUUUUAUGAGGAGUUUCCAUGUCCCACUAAAAGAAAGCAGGAGUUUCCUUCAAGAGACAUUUGUAGUUCUAAAAAAAAACCACGUUAACUGAUAUCAAUCAAUCAAAUUAAUCAAAUUUUUUUAAUAUAACGCCAAUUCACAACAGUCGUCAUCCCAAGACACUUUCCAUAGAAAAAGAGCAGGUCUAGACCACGCUCAUUGUUUGAUGAAUUAUCAAGACCCAACCUAAGAUGGGAUUUGGCCCAUCUCAUCUAACAUGAGUGACAGUGGCAAGGAAAAACUACCUUUUAACAGGCAGAAACCUUGGGAAGGACCAGACUGACUGAUAUCAGUGGUUUUGUCAAACACCCGUUUGUGGAGUAUUGUUUUUUUGGACAUGGAUGUGAUAUUGCUUUUAAUAACGCGCUGUUGAUUUCUUAACAAAAGACUUCAAAAUGUUUAACAAAGCAUUAAAUUACAUUCAGAUAGAAACUAAGGAGGAUACUUAGGUUUGUUGAAACUCAUCUGAUGUAGUCUAUAAAAGCUCUUGUAAGAAAUGAAAAUUAAACAGAAUCUGAUAAAAAUGUAAUGUAAUGGUUUUGAUGUUUUCUCUCCUCCCUCAGAGAAUAAGCACUUGCUGCCUGCAGACAGAAAACCAGGCGAAGAAACGGAGAGCCUGGUGGGAAAACAAGUAGAGUAUGUUACCGACAAGGGUGUCAAGAGAACGGGCCUGGUGAUCUACCAGGUCCCAGCCAAGCCCUCUGUCUACUACAUCAAAUAUGAUGAUGACUUUCAUAUUCACGUCUACGACCUGGUCAAAACCACCUAGAGAUAAUGGACAUUCUAUCUCACUCUCCAGCCUCCGUCCCUGUGCUUCUGUUUCGUUCAUUGUUAUAAUCUUGAUAUUCAGAGCCAUGCCUGGGUUGUUUAGUUAAUAUGCUUUAUUGUUCAAAAGAAAGUGCAAUCUGCUUUACAUAGGCACAGCAGAACUGUAGCACAGCUAUGCUUGGCUAUUCCCAAUGGAGGGAUUCACUUGUUUUAAUUGUUGCUGCUCUUAUUUUGUGCUUCGGACAGUCAAAAGAUUGCACUGCCCAACAGCUGCAAGAUGCAGUUGUAACUGCAUUUGCAUUGUUGUCCCUGAGAUACUUCUUGAUCUGUCCUUUAAGUAUUUAUUCUAAUAAAAAUCCCUGUAUGACCAAAAAAAAGCUCAAAAUAUCCUUUUGAAGAAACUUCUUUUUUCUGGUUAUCAUCGAAGUAACUCAAAGGCUAAGCUCACAUGUAUAUAGGUAUCUUAAAUGGUAAUGGUUGGGGUAUUUAAUGGAAUUUGCUUUAAAAUGGUUUUAAACACAUUUGCUGCAGUAGAUUAAAUCAUUUCAAGCAUGCAAAGUGAGCCAAAAUUGAGUAGUAAGUCAUUUUUCUUUGGCUGUCCAUCAUGGUUACUUAAAACUACCUGUAGUUACUAUAGUUCACUUAUUUGACAUGUUGCUAGGAGAUCCAGCAGCAAAACCAAACAUUAACAAACUGGUUUACUGUAUUUGUGGAUGUCUGAUGUGCAUUUUUGUACCCAAAGCAAAAAUGUGCUUGUGAUGAUGUACUAUUUGUUGUCUCUUUAAAGCUAUUUUUGCCAAUGAACUUCCAAAAACCUUAAAUGAAUGAGUUUCCCACAAAUCCACAUUUUGUCCCUCAAGACUAACCAAAACCCCUUUGAAUAUGCUGUCGUAAAAACACCCCUAUAUGUGUAAACUUGGCCUUUCUUUGAAAUGUUCUCACACAUUUUAUUUUUGAUGAAUGUCUUCUUCUGAGGCAUUUAUUCACUUAGCUUGGACAAAUGAUCAUGUGUACUGUAUUAUUCUAAUCACAAAUUAGUGUUACUGACUUUUCUAGAGAGGAAAUGUACUGCUGCACCUUUGAACCACGCCUUGCAUCACGUUAGAUCAGAUCCCUUUUUUUUUUUGGUGACAAAUACGCACUUUGUUAAAUUCCAGUCCAAAAAUUUGAUCCCACUAACAUCAUCAAGUGCCUUCUGGCUUGCUAUGUUGCAAUACUGUACGUACUGCAUCUCCAAACAGCUUCACCCUUCAUGAAGCUGUCGUGUUGAAAGGCUGCAAUUCUCAUUCAGGUGGCGAUGACAGCUUGAGAAAAGUUUCGCAAUCAUCAGUUUGUAUUAGUGCCGCAUUUUCCUCCUUAGCUGUAGGGAAAUGAUCUUUAAAUAUAAUACGCAUUAUCAUUGGUUCUAUGAUCCCACUGUUGAUACUGUGGGGAGCACUUUAUCGCAUUUAGUUCACAUGUUUAGGUUAUGGCACACAACGUCGCUUCUUUUCAUGAGAGCAAGUGUGGCAGAAUAAAUGCCAUGUGGUACAUGCAUAAAGAAUGAAAGACCAAAAAAAGAAAAAAAUGACACUAUAAUAAAUGUACAAUUUGUGUAUUAAUGCCAUGUAAUGUUGUCUGUUGUGAAUACGCUCAUGUAUAGGGAUAUCUCAUGCAAAUACCACCAGCAUCUAAUGAAAGGGUCAUUAAUAUACAUAAACUGAAUAUUUAAAAGGUAUACUCAACUGACAAACUAGUGCGUUCACAGUAUCUAACGCACCCUGGUUUCAGUCUUUAUAACUCUGUCUUGCAAAAGUAUGCUUGUAGUGUGUAUUCCAUCCCAAGCUUUGUCAUUUUCACAGAUUUGGCCUCUUCUUCAGGUUAUAUGACAAAUCUUUCAGUAGGCUUGCUUAUCAGUAAAGUUACUGUUGUUUUUAUUUUUCGCAUUCAAAACUCUGCAUCUGUCAUCAGCAGAGCGCCUGAAGAUUUCAAAAAACCUUAAAUUUGAUAGUCGUGACAGUGUGUGGCAAAACAAGUGCUGUUUGUCAAACUCGUAUCAAGUAGGGGGGAAAAAAGGAUUAAAACUUCACAUCACCGUUACUGGUGCUGUUAGAGUGCUUCGAUGUUGUACAAAGGGGAGUUUCAACUGACUUUACGCGCACUUCUUAAUUCUUUCGGUCAUCUCUGAUUCAGAAGUUGUAGCGACAUCAACAGAGCAUUAGUGUUAUUAUUCUGUCAGAAGAAAUAAAGAGUUUUGCACAUUUGUGUGGUCUUGAUUGAUGAUUCAUGUAUUAUUUAGUCACAAAUGGAGAAACUACGUAUGUACAAGAGACAUUCUCUUCAUAACAUCCAGCUGGUUGAAAGAAUAGGGAAGUAAAAUAAAUGUGUUAAAAAUUGAAAAAUUAAAUUUGGUAUUCUACACAAUAUGAAACAACUUAUCCCAAAAUGCAUUCUUGCAUUAUGUACAACACCUGAUAAAUGCCACUGCCAUUUAUAGAACCACAGUACCAUUUCAGAGGAGUACACUCCUCUGAGCCAAAUUUCACAACAUCUUUACAUUUAGUGAUUUUCGUUCAUGCUGUUUCUUCUUUCCAGUGAGGGGCUAUGACUUUUGAAGAAGUACUGACAUAUAUAUCAAGUGCAAAACUCAGAAGAUUGAUAAAUAUCAGGCUGUCCAGAAAGUUCCUGCUCAUUUAGUGAGGUCUUUAAUGUACUGCAAUCCCUGACUUGUGUAGUCACUGGCUUUAGUUGGGGCUUCUGAAAGACUUGAAAUGGUCCACCGCACUCC
This is a messenger RNA of Xyrichtys novacula (pearly razorfish), 7596 nucleotides long. Lineage: Eukaryota; Metazoa; Chordata; Actinopteri; Labriformes; Labridae. The record is from the annotation of a GenBank genome assembly.